Fusarium oxysporum Fo47 is the source of this 1383-nucleotide messenger RNA. Its product is annotated as transcription factor domain-containing protein. The record is from RefSeq and is a predicted model, not a curated record. Gene Ontology annotation, molecular function: zinc ion binding; DNA-binding transcription factor activity, RNA polymerase II-specific; transcription cis-regulatory region binding. Gene Ontology annotation, cellular component: nucleus. The transcript has a single exon. The coding region runs from base 1 to 1383 and encodes 460 amino acids. Gene Ontology annotation, biological process: positive regulation of transcription by RNA polymerase II. Lineage: Eukaryota; Fungi; Ascomycota; Sordariomycetes; Hypocreales; Nectriaceae.
AUGCCAAAGACUCGCGUUCGUGUAGUAGAGGGCUCAUGCUGGCCCUGCAAAAAGCGCAGAAUUAAAUGCGAUCUCGCAAAACCAACCUGUUCGCGCUGCGCCAAAGUCGGAGCUGCAUGUGAUUAUAACGAACGGCUCAUUCGCUGGAGUACACGGCCUGCUGUUACGGUCCCGGCGAUAUAUCAGAUUACCACGCGCGAUGAGCAACUCGCUGCGUCACUAGCAGUAUACGAGAAGCGCUCGUUGGAUUACUUUCACGGAAGGUUCUGGCCUUUGUUGACGACUGCUUCGAAACCUUGUGCGCCACCUACUUUUGUUGCGCUGCAGCAUCGUGUUGUGUUACUUGCGACGUGUGUUCUUGCUGAUUCGCAUCGGUGGUUGCAGGAUGGACGGAACAGUCGGAGUAUUUUGAACGUGAAGAGGAUGGAAUGCUUGGCUGCGCUGAGAGAAGAGGUCGAUGGAUGUUGUUCGAAAGAAGAUGGUCCUUUGCAGACGUUGCUAUUUGCGGUGCUGUUACUCUACUUCCAUGAUGGAUUCCUCGAAUGCGCGCAAUCAUCAGCAUCGACGUCAAGUCACAGAGACGGAGUCUUGGCCAUCGUCAACCAACUCGGCGGCAUGACCACUGUACUAGGUACAGGCCAGGAUCCGCUUCAUAUGAUGCUAUCAGAAUUUGCGACGACAGAUCUCACAAGCGCUAUGCUUACAGGAAAACCACCAUCAUUCCCGCCGGCGAUCUGGGAGGUCGUUGACCGAGGACCUGUUUGGUGGGGACGAGAUACACAAGGUUAUUGCUCCUUGUCAACGGUCUUUCAGCAAAUUUCGAGUAUGGCGUUUUAUCUUGAUGCGACGACACGGAUGGUCGAAGAGUUCUCGAUUGAGAGGAUACGCAUCUUCGAAGCGGCUUUGAGGCCGACAUAUGCUUCAUUGGCUAUUGAAGAUUUGACGUCGCCUCGUUCAUCACCUGUUAAUACACCGUCAACCGAAUGCGACACAGAAUCAGCACAAGCCUUUAGCCUUGUUCGCAUCUUCCAGCAUGCCGCACUGAUCUACUUGUACCGAGCUGUCUGCGGUCUACCAGCAAACCAUGCCCUCGUCCAGCAACAUACCCAAUCUUGUCUCGACUGUAUCUUCAGUAUCCAGAAACCGUCGAAAAUUCUCAACUGCGCUGUACUACCUAUCUGCAUAGCAGGAGCGCACUCACAAUGCCCAAAGCAACAGCGUCUAGUGCGUGGUCUUGCAGGAUUUAUUUAUGAUGAGAUACGAUUUGCUUCGGUCCAUUCAGUCAUCGCGGUGUUGGAGGAUAUUUGGAAACGAGCGCCUGAGGAGGAUAUGAUGUGGAAUCAGAUGUUUUCGAAUUUGAAUCCUCAGGCUAUUAUUCUCUGA